AUCCACAUGCGUAUCUGGGUCUACGACAAGUCAUUGAACUAUAUCCAACAUGUCACUUUGAUAUCUAAUUCGAAACAAAACAAAGUCCCAUAGCUGUUCUAUCGGCGCUGUGUUGCUGCACGGGAUGAUUUUAGGGAUUCACGUCUUUGGAAAUCGAAAAGUUUAAUUAAUUAAUAUGAAAGGCGAUCAGAGUUUGCGACCAUUGAAUAAAGUGCAGAAGCGGUUGUCUGGCGAUGCUGCGAGUGAUAGCGACUGCGAAGUGAUGGAGCCGGACAUUUCGGUGAUAGAAUUGGAUGACACCGCCGAGGAUCCAGACGUUACUAUUACGGAGUCCAAUAAGGACGAAGAAAUUGUUGAUUUAGACGAAUGCGAUACGACAGAGCAAGGGGAAAUCGUUGAUGAUGAGGUGAAUCCUAACAAAAGUCCGGAGCCCGGAGGAGAAGUCAUUCUAACCGUAACGUUUGGCGACAAAAGUAAGUAUGACUGCUUACGCGAUCACGUAAGGAAUGCACUGCAAAAGUGUAUGGAAGAGAGAAGCAUUCAAGCGGAGACGAUCGAAGAGGACCAGGAACUGCGCCUGAAACUUGUGGAGCAACAGGAUGUCGACGACGGCACCGAUUUGAUAUUUGCAAUAGACAGGACGCCGGCAAGUAAACCGGAGAUAAGUGCGAUACCCUCUUAUAAGCGGUCAGUCCGCGAGGUUUUCAAUGAUGAGAAGAAGAAAGAGGUGAAUGAAGACGAGUGUCCAAGUCUGAAGCGAAUGUCCCUUUGUUUCAACUGCUCCGGGUCCCACGCUUUGAAAGACUGUCCCCAGCCCAAGAACCACCAACGCAUCAACAAAGCAAAGAAAAUGCUUUAUGCUACCAAGACAGAGAGGUACCAUGUAGACAUUGAACAAAGGUACGCCCACAUAAAGCCAGGCAGGAUUAGCGACGCCCUUCGGAAAGCAAUGGGACUGAAAAAACACGAAAUUCCUCCUUUCAUAUAUAAAAUGCGAAUCCUUGGAUACCCACCGGGUUGGUUGGAAGACGCAAAAGUGUCACAUUCCGGGAUUACGUUAUUCGACUCUGAGGGUCGACAAGUGCAAGAAUCCGACGAUGAGGAAGGCGAGCUAAGUGAGGAUAAACACAAAUACGACGUUCGAAAGAUAAUCAGUUUUCCUGGUUUCAAUUGUCAGGCGGAGCCAGGUACAAUAGAGGAUCAUCGAAUGCCGCCUAUGCUACCUGAAGAUCGGAAGGAAAAAUUCAUAGAAUCCCUUGGUGGUAACAUAAUCAAGGGCUAUAAACGGAAAAAACUGAAAAAUCUCCAAGCAGAUUCCGAGAAAAUUGUAGAAUCUGCCGAAACAGUUGAUAUGGAGAUUGAAAAUGAAGUUGUCCAACCACCUAUUGCUGAUCUCCCAUUGCAGUUGCCUCUUCCAUUCCCAGGAAUCAAUCAGCCACCUCCUCCACCUUUACCCUCGAAAGAUUCUUCGCCUCCGCCGCCGCCUCCUCCUGAAUGUCUUCCGCCGGGAACACCACCUCCCGAAUCAGACGGACUUAGUAAACAACGUCGCCGGUCACCUACACUUGAGGAUCUAGAGGCAGAACAAUCGGCUAUAUUGAAAGCUUUAGAAACAUCAGGAACAUUGAUGGAUACAAACACAGACGAUUCUCUAAUUGAUGAGAUUUUGGAAUUACGAAACGAAGAGGAGAGAACGGAAAGCCCAUUAACAGCAAACGAUGACACGCAGACAACGUUAUCAUCGAUACAAUCAAACGAAAAUGCUGCAGAGUUAGCAACAGCUUCUCAACAAUCGGAGGGAAAACCAUCAGAAUUCUCGCCACAGCUGCCUGAUAUGCCAAAUCGGAAAUCAUUCGUUUUGGGGACACCCGUUUUGAAAUUUUCAUCUUACGACAAGUUACCAACUGGCGAGAAAUUUUCCGUGGGCGUCAGUGAUGUAAUAAAUUUUGAAAAUCUUCCAGAUUCAACGGGAAAAUAUGAGAAUAUGGUUAAAGUUAUUGAGAAGGUACGAAGAGCAGUUCAGAAAUCAAAUGAAGAAAAUUAAAGAAGAGAACAAAUUUGGGGGUGAUUUGUUCUUAGUCGUUUUUUUAUUAAGUGUAGCGUUAGUGAUUUGAUAUGUAAAUGGAAAUUGCUUUAAGACAGUUUGCUCAGUUUAACUUUUGGUAGAGUACCUUUUAUUGGCAACCCCUAGAUUGACCAAUGUCCGCAAUCGACGUAGGAAUUAAAUAUUAACAUAUAUGAAUCAUGAAAAUCAUUUAAUGAUUACGAUUUUUGGAAUAAAUAUAAAAUUUUGUUAAUUUUA
This is a messenger RNA of Hermetia illucens (black soldier fly), 2302 nucleotides long. Its product is annotated as zinc finger CCHC domain-containing protein 8 homolog. The transcript has 3 exons. Gene Ontology annotation, molecular function: RNA binding. The coding region runs from base 176 to 2044 and encodes 622 amino acids. NCBI's taxonomy places the organism in Eukaryota, Metazoa, Arthropoda, Insecta, Diptera, Stratiomyidae. Gene Ontology annotation, cellular component: catalytic step 2 spliceosome. The record is from RefSeq and is a predicted model, not a curated record.